Molecule: messenger RNA, 2601 nt
Organism: Melampsora larici-populina 98AG31
Lineage: Eukaryota; Fungi; Basidiomycota; Pucciniomycetes; Pucciniales; Melampsoraceae
Exons: 1
Coding region: 1-2601 (866 amino acids)
Source: RefSeq, a predicted model, not a curated record
AUGAACAAUUGGAUCACCUUGAUACUCAUUAUGUGGCAAAUAUCUCAUACUUGGGGGCUACCAAUGGAUAACUUUGAAGCCUUUCAGGUUCCUGAAUACACACAAGAUGGCUUUCAAACAGCAAUCAAAGACAUUAAUCCAAGUGCAAGGGCUAGUCCAUCCUUACAGCACACAAAUCUGAAUCACCUUGACUGCAUCUCACAUGGAUUGAUUCAUGAAAACAACCACAUAUACCAUACCACAUCAUCAUAUAAUCCCUUUGAAGAAUUUGAGGGUUUGAGUACAAGUGGCCUAAGGCUACAUGAAGCUGGAUAUUUGCAAGGAAGCCAAAUCCCAGAAAGAUCAUUUAAUGAAUUCACUCAUAAAAACCCAAACUAUUUUACAUUGGAAGAUCCACUUUCAACAUCCAUCAAUCCCAUCAAUCUGGAUUUACAUACAGAGGAUGGAGUAAAAAAUCCUUUAGAUGGUACCGAAUGGUUAGAUGACUGGAUCCAAAAAUUACAAUCUCCAAAGAUCUUGCAUACCCUACCUCUGGAUAGUGGACAAACCAGAAUCCGUCCUUCAACCUUCAUUCCUAGCAAAGUAAACACUUUAGAAUUUCAAUCCACACCUCUCCUGGAAUCCGGAGACUUUCACAAGUCCCAAACACAAUCUCCACAAUCAUUUCUCCAGUUGUCACAAUUGAUAGACAGCUACAUGCAUGAAUGGGUGGAACCCAACCAGCUGUCUGCUCAUCAAUCAGACGUUGUACAGGACAGCUUGAUAAAUCAUCCUUUCAUUCCUAUUCUUUCCUCCUCAGAGGAUUUGUUGGCCUCAAAUCAUAACACACCAAUGGAAAUCUAUCCAGGAGAUCAAAGAUUUUCUUCUCUAUCUCAAACUGAAAGAAGACAUAAUCUAUCCAAUACACUCUUUGCAAAAUCUAACAUCAUGAAUGUCAAUGAUAUUGCUGAAGAUAUGAGUGGUCAGAAGCACCAUUUCUCAACGGUGGAAUCUCAGGUGUGGGCCUUGGGGGAGGAACCACAACAACAAAAACAUAUACUUUCAUCAUCAAGUGUGGCUAUAGAGGAGAAACUAACAGAAAUAGUCCCAGUGACCCACGGUCCUUCUUCAUCAAUGUUGGAUCCAGAUGGGUCUGUAUUCCAAGAAACAUCAAUGGCCCCAAGCAUGGAUAACAUUGCAAACAAGGAUCAAGAGAAAAAGACCAUUGUGAAUAAAAGGAAAAGGCCUACUUCACCGGGGUUGCACAGGCUAAAGUUAACUGAAACAGUAACCAAGAGCAAUACUGAAAUUUCCGGAACUAAGAAUGGUUGGAUUUACCAAUAUCUCAAGGGCUCAAAAGACCAUGACCACAAGAGAUUAUUUCCAAACUUGAUGUUCCUGAUCAGGGAUUUUGGUGAAUCAGAUCAUGCCUCACAUGUCACUCGUAAAGUCCAUAUGGUUCUUCCAGGGCUACUAGAUUUGAAUGAAAGUUCUCAUAAAAGUGAGCUUUGGACCAUGAUCAGAAAGUCUCAAGAAGCUUUGAAUAUGCCCUUUAUCAACCUUUUAUUAAUCUUACACCCUGAAACAUCUACUCAAGACGGUUCCAAAGAUACACUGAUUCAAGAUGGAUUAAACUUCUUGAAUGACAUGAAUUCUCAAUGGUUUUCUUUCAAAGUUAAAAAAGACUUGGAGGCCUGGGAGGUUCCCCCUGACCAUCACUUUGAUGUAUCAGAACCAUUUUCUUUCCUGCAAUAUGUCUCAGAAUUGUGGGGACCAUCAAGACUUAGUCUGACAAGUCUUUGGAAAGUGUGGAAGAGAUGGUUCAGGAGCUCUCAAUACCCAAGUAAACACACUGUUGUGGGAAUCAAUCAAUUUUCUAGGUUAAUUGCCAUCAACCUUGUAAAGCUGAAAUCAAGAACCAGUAAAAGUGAGUUUGACACAACAUUAGAACACAGUUACUUGAACACAUGUCAUACACUUCAGCUGGAAGAAAAUAGACCUGGAAUACUUGAACAAGCUAGUGUGGGUGGCAGGUCCCCAUGGUCAGAGUUGUACCAUCCAACAAUACGUACUGGUAAAUAUCAAUAUGAAAUGUUAACACUACGCGCUGAAGCAGACAAAUGUUUUGACCAUUUUCAGGAAGCACUCAACUUUAAGUGUUUGUCUGGAAAUCAACAAAGUACAAAAUGCUUAAAAAGAGUUGAAUCAUUUGUCAGGAUGAUCUACAAUGACCUUACACCAUGCUUCCUUGGUAGCCUUUUGGCUCUGAAAUCAAAAUUCAAGAGCAGUGCAUCCAUAGAAGAUUUAAUUGAUGAUGGUUGGAUAUUCUUAAUCAACUUUUUUGGUUCACUUACAAAACCAUAUGGGUCAACUGAAACAGAGCUUAAGGAGGUUGAUCUGGUUGAACAGGAGGCUAUGCUGAACACAUUGAAAUUCCUUGAGAGGUCACAUAUUUCAGGACCUUUCCCCUUGAGAACGGUCUUCUCACUUGUAAUGGCCUGGUUGAAACAAUCUUCAUUUCUAGACAAGGCCAUUGUUCAGGACUUGGAGGAGUUCUUAGUCAUUGUCACAAACAGUCAUGCUAUAGAUAGGUUCCCAGUCAUGGAAACCAAACACAGCUAG